Messenger RNA from Penicillium lagena, 1335 nucleotides. RefSeq names its product type 2C protein phosphatase PTC7 (gene ppmA). The transcript has a single exon. The coding region runs from base 1 to 1335 and encodes 444 amino acids. The record is from RefSeq and is a predicted model, not a curated record. Lineage: Eukaryota; Fungi; Ascomycota; Eurotiomycetes; Eurotiales; Aspergillaceae.
AUGCUCGCAAGCAUUUCAAUCCGGUGCAGGCCCGCCUGCUGCAGCCUCCAGGCCGGGGUGUUGUCGGCAUCCGCCACGUCUCUCUUCCUCUCCCUAGCUCGGCCUUCCACGCUUAGCUCGAAGCCUCGCGCUGCAGCGGCUGCGCACAGAACCUUUCACUUAACAGCCAGACGUCUCUCCUCCGAUGCUCCGCCCUCGUCCUCAUCCCCACGACUUUCCUACCGUGUCGCUGUGUCCUCGUCCGGCAAAGGCCGCCGCUUUCACCCUCUCAAGAAUGCAUAUAACUUCGACCCCAACGCCCCCGACGCACUAGGGGUGCUCACAUUAGACAAGAGCCCCGCCAACCGACGGCGCCACCGACCAGAUAGCGGCGAAGAUGCCUUUUUCGUAAGCCGCAUCGGGUCGCGGCAUUCCGAACAACAACGGCAAGAAGGCGCGGACGCGAUCGCCUUCGCCGUAGCAGACGGCGUCGGCGGCUGGACCGAGUCGCGCGUUGAUCCGGCGGAUUUUUCACAUGGGCUAUGUGCCUACAUGGCGCACACAGCUAUGGCAUGGGAUGAGCCCGCGCACAAACUGCGGCCUAAGCAGCUACUACAGGCUGGGUAUGACCAAGUGGUAGCGGAUCCCAGCAUUCGCGCUGGUGGCAGUACUGCCUCCGUGGGCGUGGGUCUCCCUGACGGCCGUGUCGAACUGGCGAACUUAGGAGACUCGGGCUCAGUGCUGCUUCGGAUGGCGGCAGUUCACCACUAUUCCGUCCCGCAGACGCACGGGUUCAACACACCCUACCAGCUGAGCAUCAUCCCGCCGCGCAUGCGCGCACAAGCCUCGGUCUUCGGGGGUGCUUUCCUGGAGGACUUCCCGCGCGACGCUGUCGUCACCAACAUCCAAAUGCAGCACGGCGAUGUGCUACUGCUCGCCACGGACGGCGUGUUCGACAAUCUCAACAACCAAGACAUCCUCAAGCUGGUCACCAGCCGCAUGGUUCUGACUGGAGCUUGGACAGCCACUCCAGAGCAGGGCAUCAGCGUCGCAGAUAACCUGAGCUCUCUAGCUGCUCCAGGCGGACUGGUGGCUGCGUUUCCUCCGCCAUCUGAGUCUGCUGACUCGGCUACCCGUCCCGAAAGUGCUCUCACGCUUCAAUCGCUCCUCGCAGCCAGUAUAGCCGGCGAGGCCAAGAUGGCCAGCGUUGACUACCGCCGUGAUGGGCCUUUCGCCAAAGAGGCCCAGCGGUCCUAUCCCGGGGAUCAUUAUCGUGGCGGCAAGGUGGAUGACAUCUCUGUCCUGAUCAUCGUUGCGGUGGAUGAGAGUCUGGAUCCGGAAAAGAAAGAUCGGUAA